UCAAUCUACCACGAUGCCGCUCCAAAUCCGAAGAAACCGUUGCUCCUCGUUCAUGCGGGACAACCUGCUGACCAUUCUGACAGUCAUCGGCGUGGUCUCCGGCACGAUCCUGGGCUGUGGGCUCCGAGCGUCAGGCCACGAGUGGUCGCGCCGAGAUGUCAUGUACUUCCAGUACCCUGGGGAGCUGUUCUUGAGGAUGCUAAAGUCGCUCAUUGUGCCGCUACUGGUGUCCAGCAUUGUGUCUGCUAUAGGAUCUCUCGAUUUGAGUCUGUCUGGCAAGGUUGGUCUCCGCGCGAUCAUCUACUACAUGACGACGACGAUAUGCGCCGUGAUGCUGGGCAUAGCGCUGGUCACCACCAUCAAGCCGGGCAAGGAUCCCGAGGCGUACACGCAGCCCAACGCCACCAAGGUGCUGGUGAAGGAUACUCUCACUUCUGACACACUGCUGGAUUUGAUCAGGAAUGUGUUCCCGGAGAAUCUUGCUCAGGCGACGAUCGCAUCUUACCGCACGCGGCUGGUUUAUGAUCAGAACGACACUAAAAGUCGACUGGGUGAGCUAGAAACAUACCAGAUCACAGGCGAGUACCAGAGCGGCAGCAACGUGCUGGGGCUGGUCUGCUUCAGCAUCGUGCUCGGCAUCACGCUCGGCAAGAUGGGCGACCAGAGCAAGCCGCUGCAGGAGUUCUUCCACGCGCUGUCUGAGGCCAUGAUGAUUAUCACUGGAUGGGUUAUUUGGCUAUCCCCUCUCGGAGUGUUCUUCUUAGUGACAGCAAAGAUUAUGGAGAUCGAAUCAUUCGCGGAACUAGUGGGCCGGCUGGGGCUGUACUUCAUGACGGUGUUGCUGGGGCUGUUCCUCCACGGCUUUGGGACCCUGAGCAUCCUGUUCAUCCUGGCUACGAAGAAGCUGCCUUGCCGCUAUAUCGCGAAGAUGGGACAGGUCAUGGCUACUGCUUUUGGUACUGCUUCUAGCUCAGCAACAAUGCCAAUAACGAUCGGUUGCUGUGACGACAUGGGCCUGGACCCUCGCAUCACGCGGUUCGUCAUCCCCAUCGGCGCCACCAUCAACAUGGACGGCACGGCGCUGUACGAAGCUGUCGCCGCCAUCUUCAUUGCGCAGCUUAGGAAGGUCGAAAUGUCGUUUGGCAAGAUUAUUGCUGUUAGUGUGACAGCGACGGCAGCGAGCAUAGGUGCGGCGGGCAUCCCGCAGGCGGGGCUGGUGACCAUGGUGAUGGUGCUGGACACCGUCAACCUGCCCGCCGAGGACGUCUCCAUCAUCCUCGCUGUCGACUGGCUGCUCGACCGAUUCCGCACAACGAUCAACGUGGUCUGCGAUGCGUUGGGCGCCAUCAUUGUGACGUCACUCUCCCAAGGUGACAUUGAGAAAACUCGCGCCAUCAACACGAGUAACGAUAGGGAUGGGGCACCUUCACACGAACUUACCGAACUAGAGAAGGGCGACCAUUGAGCAAAAAACCGUAAAAACGUCCUCAACUGCCUACCGUGGACUGAAUAACGAAUCAAGUUAUGAUUGAAAAAAAAAAUAUCUAUGGUCCGAGUAAUGGAAAUGAAUAUACAAGUACAAGAUAGGAGCUUUAAAUUCAGAUCAUAUCGAAAAACCGAAUUGGUAGAAUUUGAAAAUACUGCUUCAAAAUAAAAAAUAAAUAAAAUUUCGGAAUACAAAUUUUAAAAAUCGUGAACAAAAAGUAACUUUAAUAACCGUUUUUCGUUAUGUAAUCGUUUGACGAUAACUGUUACUGUUCAAAUGAAGUAACCGUUAUUUUUAGGACAAUAACGUUGCAGCUAAAACCGUUACUUUGUGAUGGGAUGUUUUGAGUAAGUAUUCUUCUGUGUACAAUACUAAUGUAUGGGUUUUAAUGUAUAUUAACGUCGAAUGAUGAAAUAAAUAAUACUCUGAUUAUGACCAUCUGUUUCGUUUGUGAGUAAUGUUUGUAAAUUGCUAAUUCUACGUGAUUUUAGAAACGUUUAUGAUUCUGCGCUCUCUUCUACGGAUUUUCAGUUUAUAUAUGAUAUUUUCAAUGUAUGAUAUAAUAUUAUGAUAUUUACCAAAUGUCGGUUACCAAAGUGUUGUAUUAAGAAUCCAGUAUUUAGUUAAAUAUCGAUAUAAAUGUUAGAAGGAGCUUAUAAUGUGUGUUCUAAAUGUGCCAUUUUAAGUAGCUUUAAAGUAGCUGUCGUGAUAUCGUCUAGAAUUUUCGACUAUCUUUGGUGAAUCUUGACUUCGAAUUGUUUUUUAUUUCGAGAUGAACUGUCUAGCUAAUUUGCUACUGGGUACAAAAUUCUUCCUGCCAUUACAAAGAUUUUGGAUAUACAAAAAUUAACAAAAAUAAUAGUGACAUUUACAUUUUAGAUAUAUUUCAGGACGAAAACUUUGGAGAAAUUUUGAAACAAUUUGUAGCUGAAACGUUCCAUCUAUUUUUGUAUGAAUGUACAUUAGUCGAAUGUAUGUUAUGUAUCUCGUACGUGUUCGUUUAUAAGUAGGUACUAUGAAUAUGCGCCAAAUUUUACUAACAUAACAACGAUAUUGUUAUAUCUCUCUUUAUUCAAAGUUUUAGAUUGAUUCCUUAGUACUUUUCGACAAUUAGUAUCUUCAUUGCGAAAAAGUACUUAAUAUCAUUGCAUUGCAUCUGUAUUAUUUAUCUAUAUCUUUUGAAAUAAAACCAAUAAAACCGGUUACAAGAGUAACCGUUAUAUAGAGAUUACGAUAGCCCUGUAUAGUUGUUUCACUCUCUAAAGAAAUUAAUGGCAGUAAAAUCGUGUCAUGAUAAUCUAAAAGGGUUUAACGGCGGAUUCCUUUAACCGAUCUAUCUGUUCUUUGCGAUUAGAGAUUAAAUGUUGACAUUAGCUUCAUAUGUGAAAUGUCAAUCUCUAAUCACAAAACCACGGAUAAGUUGAUUAUUGAAAUCCUGAGUAAAAAGGUUCCAAGAAAAGAGUUGUAAUGUUAAAGACAGCCUGCAUUCCAAUUUCGAAUGAAUAUGACACCUAGUGUUGGACUUCUAUUUAUUUACAUUUGUUAUCGAUUGUUUUUAUCGUUGAGAACGAUUUAAAAAUUACCGUUAGUAGUUUGAAAAGUUAUUUAUUUAUUUUGCUGUUUCACCAGUUUUUGAUAUAAUCUCGAGUUCUUAGCAAAUUCAUUUUAGAGUUUUAUUUUUUAGACAAACUUGUUGCAAAAUUAAAAAGUUUUCAAUUUUAUAUUUCAAUAAUAUCAUAAAAGGACUUUUUAUAGUCAGAAUUGGUGAAACAGACCCUAAGUAGUGUAUGAGUUACUAAGUGAUUCUCUCAAGCAAUUUAAUUUAGUACUAGUUAUUUGAAUUAGUUACAACAUAAUAACUUAUAUGAAAAUAAUUUAUAUUAUCGACCACAGCAGAAGGAAAGUCAUUUAAUUGUGGCCAAAUAUUAGCUUUAAGGAUUUAUAGUAAGAUAUUUUACCGAUUAAAUAAUAUUAUAUAACCACAUUUAUGUACGUAGACGUAAUGUUCAUAAUAGUCUCUAGUCCGCACUUUAAUUAUUUUUAUUAGUCCGUUAUUGUAAUUGAUGUUAAAAUUAAAAUUUUAUUGAAUUAUUAUGAGACGAACUCUUUUAACGAAAAUUAUCAUCUUUUGGGUCUUCACUCAAAUAUCUUUAACUGGUAAGAAAAUAACUUAUUUUUUAUUGUUAUUUGUAUGUAUUGAAGCACUAAGUAUAUAAAAAUGAGUUUAAAUCAUGAAAUAUUAUUAUGUGAGUACAAAUAUUAUUUAUUGAUGUCGGCUCAUGAUUCCCUGUUUUUAUUUAAAAUGGAUGUUAAUUUAAAUAAAUAUUUGUGUGAA
Messenger RNA from Helicoverpa armigera (cotton bollworm), 3821 nucleotides. It is a transcript of the gene Eaat1, whose product is annotated as excitatory amino acid transporter 3. Gene Ontology annotation, biological process: L-glutamate transmembrane transport. Gene Ontology annotation, cellular component: plasma membrane. Gene Ontology annotation, molecular function: L-glutamate transmembrane transporter activity; neutral L-amino acid transmembrane transporter activity; glutamate:sodium symporter activity. NCBI's taxonomy places the organism in Eukaryota, Metazoa, Arthropoda, Insecta, Lepidoptera, Noctuidae. The record is from RefSeq and is a predicted model, not a curated record. Bases 14 to 1465 code for a protein of 483 amino acids. The transcript has 8 exons.